Messenger RNA from Erpetoichthys calabaricus (reedfish), 4835 nucleotides. It is a transcript of the gene klhl8, whose product is annotated as kelch-like family member 8. Bases 110 to 1954 code for a protein of 614 amino acids. Gene Ontology annotation, molecular function: protein binding. The transcript has 10 exons. NCBI's taxonomy places the organism in Eukaryota, Metazoa, Chordata, Cladistia, Polypteriformes, Polypteridae. The record is from RefSeq and is a predicted model, not a curated record.
ACUAGAUGUUCUUAGUGUAGCUACUCAAGCUACACCUGGUUAAAGGAGGACGUGUGUAAACGUAUUAACUACAGGAAGUGGAAGGAAUGAGGUUAAAAAAAUAGUUGGAAUGGCUUCAGGAGACAUGGUACCUGAACAUGCCAAACUGCAAAAGCAAAAAGAGAAGGAACAUCGUGAGAAGACUUUAGAAGAAGAAUCUGAGGCUGAUGGAAAAUUUGUGUUUGAAGCACAUGAAGCUUGGAAAGAUUUUCAUAGAUCAUUGUGCCGUUUAUAUGAUGUGGGAGAGCUGUGUGACAUAACACUAAAGGUUGGAAACAAGUUAAUACCAUGUCACAAACUAGUUUUGGCUUGUGUGAUUCCAUACUUUAAGGCCAUGUUUUUGUCCGAUAUGGCUGAAGCAAAACAAUCUUUAAUUGAGAUUAAAGACUUUGAUGGCGAUGCAAUCCAAGAUUUGGUAAAGUUUGCCUAUACCUCCAGGAUCACUCUCACUGUGGACAAUGUUCAACCUCUUCUUUAUGCUGCCUGUAUUCUUCAGGUGGAGCUUGUUGCACGAGCCUGUUGUGAGUACAUGAAAGCUCAUUUUCAUCCAUCGAACUGCUUGGCAGUCAGAGCAUUUGCAGAAAGUCACAAUCGCAUUGACUUAAUGGAUAUGGCUGACCGAUAUGCUUGUGAGCACUUUAAUGAGGUUGUAGAAUGUGAGGACUUUCCCUGCAUCUCUCCUCAGCAUCUCCGAAGCCUUCUGUCAUCCAGUGACCUUAGGAUUGAAAAUGAAAAACAAGUUUACAGUGCAGCAAUCAAAUGGCUUAAAGCUAAUCCAGAGCAUCAUGCUGCCUGGUUGGAUGAAAUACUUUGUCAGGUGCGUCUACCACUGUUGCCUGUGGAAUUUCUCAUGGGAACUGUUGCAAGAGAAGAAAUGAUAAAAUUCAACCUAAAAUGCAGGGAUCUUCUAGAUGAAGCUAGAAACUAUCACCUUCAUUUGAGCAACAAAGAAAUCCCAGGCUUUGAAUACUCCAUGCGCACAAUUCCUAGGAAAUACACAGCAGGAGUACUUUUCUGUGUUGGGGGCAGAGGAGGAUCAGGAGACCCUUUUCGUAGUAUUGAGUGCUAUUCUGUUAGCAAGAACAGCUGGUUUUUUGGCCCCGAGAUGAAUAGUAGAAGGAGACACGUGGGAGUUAUCUCUGUUGGAGGUAAGGUGUAUGCAGUUGGAGGUCAUGAUGGCAGUGAGCAUCUUGGCAGUAUGGAAGUGUUUGACCCUCUGACAAACAAGUGGAUGAUGAAGGCUUCAAUGAAUACCAAACGGAGAGGAAUUGCCUUAGCAGCAUUAGGUGGACCUAUUUAUGCGAUUGGUGGCUUGGAUGACAAUUCCUGUUUUAAUGAUGUGGAAAGAUAUGACAUUGAAUCUGAUCGUUGGACUUCUGCAGCCUCGAUGAUUACUCCACGAGGGGGUGUUGGCUCUGUUGCUCUUGGGAAUUAUGUUUAUGCUGUGGGUGGAAAUGAUGGUGUGGCCUCUUUGUCUAGCAUUGAACAAUAUAAUCCUCAUUUAGACAAGUGGAUUGAGUUGAAAGAGAUGGGUCAACGAAGAGCUGGCAAUGGUGUUAGUGAACUUAACGGCUGUUUGUAUGUGGUUGGAGGUUUUGAUGACAACUCACCUUUGAGCUCUGUAGAGCGUUUUGAUCCUCGAACCCAUUGCUGGGAAUAUGUGGCAGAACUAACUACACCUCGAGGAGGGGUUGGUGUUGCAACUCUUAUGGGUAAAAUAUUUGCUGUCGGAGGACAUAAUGGAAACAUCUAUUUAAAUACUGUGGAAGCCUAUGACCCCAUUCUGAACAGGUGGGAAUUGGUAGGAUCAGUUUCACACUGUCGUGCUGGUGCAGGUGUAGCAGUAUGUGGGUGUCAUAUUAGCCAGAUUCGAGAUGUGGGCCAAGGAUCAAGCAAUGUUACAGACUGCAUGUGACCGUGGUCUUACAUAAUUAUAAUGCUUCUGUCUUUGUAUCAGGGAGUACAUUUUGUAGGAUUUUCGUGAUCAGUGUUUACUUUUAUUAGUUGGACUACUGGUGCAGAAAAAUGCACACUGUUAUAUUUGUCAGGUAUCAUUGAGAAAGCAAACUUUAGUAAUUUACAAAUGUUAACAAAUAGUGGUGGCAUUUGGUGUUUUUCACAAUUUCUUGCAUUAGUAGAAUUACUAAAUAUAAUGUAAAAAGCAAUCAGGUUGUUUCUAAAAUAAUUUAUGGAAAUGGUAUUUUUUUAGUGUAUUUCACAUAUUUCGUAAAUUUUGUGCAUUGUAUUUUUUUCCUUUUAGGAUAUAGUCAGAAUCUGUGUUUUGUGUUUUCUAAGAAAAUUAUGAAAAGUAAUUUCCUCCUUGGUGGCGGUGAUUUAAAGUUUACUGUUUGUCUUUUUUUUUUUUUGUAUACUGGUUUUGUUUUCUGGUUAUGUAUUAUAUUGUUUGCUUUUUCCAAUAACAGUACAUUUACCAUGCAAGUUUGACAAUGGUAUUAUUUCAGUAUGUUGUUGAAGUGAUCAUUCAGUAUUUGAUGUAUAAUAUGAUAAUGUUUCUUAAUAUGGAGGCCUUGAAGUUAUUCUUCAUAUUAAGGUUUUUUUUUAUUAAAUAUAAAAAAUUAUUAAAAUAUGUAAUUGCAUAUUAGUUCUGUGAUGUUAUUUCUUGUUUUUAUUUAAGACAAUCAGACUCUUGAAGAUCAAGGGGGUAAAACAAACCAAUCUAUUUUUGUAGUGGUAAUAGUAAAACUAUAAAAUUACUUUUAUAAGCACCCCAUUACUGCAGUUUUUCUUACUGAAGGCAUUAGGUUGGUAUUUAUAUCUAAUAGUCUGAAAACCCACUGAUUUGUUGGUUUUGUUUUGUCUUGUUUUCUUUAAUUUCCUGAACACAAUAUUAUAUUUGUUGCACUUUUACUGAAAGUGGCAUUUAGAGGAAUGGGUCUGUUUCUGUGUGUGUUUUUGCUUGUCAGAGAAACCUAAACAACUACUCAAAAAUCUUUAGGUCACUUUCAAAUCCUGAGGUUAAAAAAUAAGAUGAUGUAUGUUUGGUACAAUGGAAAGCUUUUUCUUUAAACUUGAUACUGUAUAGUGUGUUUUUGUUUUUAUACAUGAUUCUCAUUUGAACACUGAAAUCAAUCCUUUUUUUAACCAGACUUUAUUUAGAAAAGUUUUUCUCUAUUAUUUCUUUGGUAAUUAGGUUUUUUCUGUAUAUUGUUUUUAGUGAUGGGUGGUUUGUAGCUUUAAGUAGUACAGUUGUGGUUUACUUUAUUUGAAAGGAACAUUUAAUGUCAUUGUAUUUAAUUUCAAAAAUGUGCAAAGUUGAUGGUAUUCUGAAGAUAAAGUAACACAAUUCAAAGUGGUGAGUGAUGAUCAUCACCUGUAAACAUUUCACAGAUCUUUUUUUCCCUUCAUCUGACAUUAGUUUGCACUAUAUGUCGUUGCCAAAAUUGUGUCUAAUAAUGCCAUACAAAUCUGAUGCCUAAUUAUAAAAUUUGUUUUUAGAUAUGAUCAAACAAAGCAUUAUUUUUUAUAUGUAUUUGGUCUUAAUAUCCUCUUUUAAUUGAAGCAAGCAGCACCUCAUAUAGUUGAUCUUUUGUUAUUAGAUGAAGCACCAGAUUCAGUAUAAAAAUACUUAUACCUUUAAAUACACUAUAUGGCCAAAGGUUUGUGGACACCUGACCAUCACUCCCAUAUGAAUAUUUUUGAUAUCCCUUUCCAAAACCAUGGACAUGAAUAUGGAAUUGGCAUCCCCUUUGCAGCUAUAAUGGCUUUCCCUCUUCUGGGAAUGCUUUCCAUAAGUUUUUGGAGUGUGCCUACAGGAAUCAGUGACCAUUCAGCUAAAAGAGUAUUUGUGAGGUCAAGUACUGAUGUUGGACAAGAAGACCCGACUUUCAGUUGGCAUUCCAAUACAUCCCAAAGGUGUUCAGUAGGGCUUUCCCCAAACUACCUCCACAAAGUUGAAAGUGCAAAGUGGUCAAAAAUGUCUUUGUAUGCUGUAGCAUUAAUAAUACCCUUCACUGGAACCAAGGAACCUAUCCCAAACUUUCAAGCACAGCCCCAAGUCCAUUAUCCCUCGUCCACCGAAUUUCACUUUAGGCACAAUUGAGAAGGUAGCGUUCUCCUUGCCUCUGCUAAACCCAGCAUUUUUAGUUUUUAUUUAGUUUUAGUUUUUCAACAAUUAAGUUAGCUCUCAUCACAUAUUAUUUGUUUUGUGUUUCUCACUAAAAUUUCCACACAUACACAGUUUUGCAAGUUGACAAAUUAUAUAUCAUUUAUAUUGUACUUGUCAACUUAAUGCAUACAAUUUUACUGUCUGUGACGGAAUUCAAUUUUUUCAGGAUAAUGUGACUUUUCAAGGCUGCCAGUAUAAUCAAAAAAUGCAAGAAUCAAGUAAGUGUAUUCUUAUGUCAUGUAUUACUUUGACAUGCAACAAGUUUAAUUGGUUAUGGUUAUUUAAUUUCAAAAAUACUAUUUUUAUUUUUGAGAUUUUAUGUUUGUAAACAAUAAGGUCUCCUCACACGCAUACUCUUAUAUUUAUUUUUGAUAUCUCCUGAUACUAACUAUAUGUCAUCUACCCAUUUCCGAACUUUGAAAGUGUAUUUCUGUCAAGGAAUUCUUACUUUGCUUAUUGUUUUAGAUACUGCUGAGGUCUCUACUUGAGCUAUGCUAAAUAACAAUAAUAGCAAAAGUAGAGAUGAAAAAUUUUCUGUGUAUAAAAUGUAUAAAACAGUGCCUGAAGUUAGGCAUACUGAAUCAAUGUACACAUGAACUGAACAUGUAAGCUGCAUUCAGACACUGACCAGGUUUGCACUCAGACCUGAAUUCAUGCCAAUGAUUAAUAA